AUGAGCUUGGAGCUCGAGGACGGCAGACGAUGCAAGGCAAAGAAGAAGAAAUACGACUUGCCUCCAAGAUACGUUGCUAGGAUCCAGAUAUCCGCAGAUCCUUUGCUCGUCGAUAACGAUUCUCAGCGAUUCCCAGCAAACACAGUUGUUGCCAAAUUACGUGGCAGUAGUCAGAGCGGCGGAACGCCUAAACCCUUAGACGCCAAUACUCGAGAUCCAGUAGAUCUAGCUUACACAGGAGCAGAUGUGUGGGGAGAUCUGCCUUCCAAUUCGCCACGACGCCAGAAGUCAGCAUCUCCAGAACUGCCUACUGCACCUCUCUCCGAACAAGUCAAGGAACCAACUCCAAUAUUAUCUCCUACAUUACCAAAACAUAAUUUAUCGACGGACGACACAAAUGUAUUGGAAUCAACCCCCACACUUAAAACAGCAUCAACAUUAGGAACAUCGCAGUUACUCGCUCCUAUCAAUGGCAAACAACAGGUCGAACCAUCUUCAGAUUUAGCUCGUGUCGCUGCAUAUACCGAUGCAAGUACCUCCUCAUCACGACCGCAUAGCAGUAUCACAGUGGAUCGCAAAUCAUUGGCAUACAGUGUUGUCUCUGAUUCAUCUACUAGGCCAAUACCACCUAGUGAAGCCGGUGACGCUGCAGAAACGGAUGAUGAUGCUGCCUCUUCGUCGUCAUCUGUAAAUGCCAUACCCACUGAACCAAGUAAAACACCUGCCACCCGACGAGAAUCAUCAGCUUCUAGCUCUCUUGGUGUUACUCCUGCUGGUCCGUUAGGACCAGACCGCAUUUCCUCUGAAUCGGAGGGAGGGAAUGGAUUGAUGGCAUCAGUCGAAAGUGUAUCUAAAAUAAGUGAAAGUCACAGGUAUAAUUAUGACAUUAGCGUGGGCGACCCGCAAAAGACUGAUUCGCCAUCAUUCCGAAAUAAAAAUGUCUCGGUGGUUAGACGGUAUAGAGACUUCCUGUGGUUGUACACUCAGCUCCUCACAAAGUAUCCUGGCAUCGUUGUUCCGCCUGUACCAGAAAAAGCCGCCUUGGGUCGCUUUUCGGAUGAUUUUGUUGAGAGUCGACGAGGUGCACUAGAGCGCUUCUUACGUAGAACAGCAUCACAUCCUAUAUUGUCAAACGAAUCAGAUAUGAGGCUCUUUCUUGAAUCCGAGACUUUCAAUGUUGAUGUGAAUCAAAAGAAAAAAGAGGAAACUGCUAAAGUUGGUGGUUUGUUUGGAAGGUUGGGUCAGUCCUUGACUGUUGCUACUCCGUCGUUUAGCAAGGUUGUUGAAGUCGACCAGUGGUUUGAUACGAAAAAGACUCAGAUUGACUUGUUGGACGGACAACUCAAAGCAUUGUUGAAGGCUUUAGAAGGUCUGGUGAAGCAAAGGAGAGAACUUGCUCUUGGUUUGGCUGAAUUUGGUGAAUCCAUGCUCGCUUUGGCUCAGAUCGAGGUCAACAAACCACUGGCAUUCCAUCUGACGACAUUGGGUGAUAUACAUAAGAGGUUACGAGAGGUUCAUGAACGACAGGCAAAGCUUGAUAUGCAGUCACUUGUUGCUACUACGGAUGAAUACAUACGGAUUAUCGCAUCCAUGAAGAAAGCCUUUGAAGCACGAGUCAAAUCAUAUCAAGUCUGGCAACAGUUAGACGCGAAUCUAACAAAGAAGUUGGAGGCACUAGAGAAAAUGAAGACAGCUAAAGGAAGACAAGACAAGAGGACACAACUUGGAACAGAAAUAGAUGAGGCCGAGAAGGGUGUUGAUCAGGCUAAAAGAGACUUUGAAGAAAUUUCCAAGUUAUUACGAUCGGAAUUGGCACGAUUUGAUGUUGAAAAAGUUGCUGACUUUACGGAUUGUAUGCGACAAUUCCUAAAAGACUUUACUGAUACACAAGAUGAGAUCAUUUCCCUCUGGGAGAGCUAUUUUUCUAGGAUUAGUCAAUACGUUGGGUCUCCAAUUAGUCAACAACCUCCAACUCAGAUACCAACACCAGGAGCGGCAACACCUCCAAUGGUUGCCGACAAAGAACUGCCACAAGCACCACCAAAGCAGCAGGCACCGUUCGAUCCGCUAUCGUGA
This is a messenger RNA of Synchytrium microbalum, 2076 nucleotides long. RefSeq lists its product as uncharacterized. The transcript is spliced from 10 exons. The coding region runs from base 1 to 2076 and encodes 691 amino acids. Gene Ontology annotation, molecular function: phosphatidylinositol binding. Lineage: Eukaryota; Fungi; Chytridiomycota; Chytridiomycetes; Synchytriales; Synchytriaceae. Gene Ontology annotation, cellular component: endosome. Gene Ontology annotation, biological process: retrograde transport, endosome to Golgi; protein retention in Golgi apparatus. The record is from RefSeq and is a predicted model, not a curated record.